UCUAAGGUAGAUCAGCUGGUUUCUGUGUAUAAACAGUGUUCAACUAAAGGAGCUUUUUUAUGUCCAAGCGGGUGGAUUUAGACAUGCAGACGAGUUGUAGUUUAUAACACCGACCUCCAGACUGGAGCUGCUCUCAUAUUUAAACUGUUUUUCGUUGAUUUAUUGAAGAAAUGUUUGCCAAAUCCUUUCGUGUCAAAUCCAACACCGUUAUUAAGGGAUCAGACAGGAGAAAGCUCAAAGCGGAUAUAACGGCAGCCUUUCCUACUCUGUCUGCUGAUGAGCUGUCUGAGCUGAUUCCCAACAAAGAGGAAUUAAAUGUUGUGAAGAUAUAUGCACACAAAGGAGAUGCUGUCACCUUGUAUGUGCUCCACAAAAAUCCACUCUUCUUUGAGGUGGAGAAACGCCUUUAUCCCACUGUCUAUUUGCUUUGGCGGUACCCAGAUCUGCUGCCAACCUUCAGGACGUGGUCACCUGUACUCCAGAAGUUAAUUGGCGGAGCAGAUCUCAUGCUGCCAGGUGUGGUGGUUCCUCCAGGUGGUCUACCAGAUGUGAAAAAGGGGGCUUGCUGUGCGGUCACGGUAGUGAACAACAGGGCACCUGUUGCUGUUGGAACAGCAGCAGUAUCCAGUGAGGAGAUGUACAGUCUGGGAAUGAAAGGGAGGGGAGUCUCUGUUCUCCACACAUACAUGGAUCAUCUUUGGGCAUUUGGAGACAAGUCGAGUCCUCCGUCUGUGCCGGAUGAAGACUGUGAAGAAGAGAUGAAUGAGGAGGAAUGUGAGUUCCCCGAGGAAACCGAGGAGAAGGAAGAAGAGAUGGUUGAGAAGUCCUCGGAGGAUCAGUGGUGUCCCAGUGAUCCGGCCUCAGAUCCAGCCUGUGGUGCUGUUGAGGAGCUCAGUAUCGCAGAGCAAGACGAGGAGAAAGGUGAAGAGGGCAGCGAGAAAGAGGAGAACCAGGAGGACCAGAGAACACCACAGGAGACAAUGGACGCCCUGCUACUGCAAUGCUUCCUGCAUGCUCUGAAGAGCAAGGUGAAGAAGUCGGAGCUCCCUCUGCUGACUAGCACAUUUCUCCGCAACCACAUGUUCUCCUGCUGCCCAAGUGGGAAACAAAUUGAUCUUAAGAAGUCCAGUUAUAAGAAGCUCUCCAAGUUCCUGCAGACCAUGCAGCAGCAGUACAGCCUCGUGCGAGUUAAGGAACUCUCCAAAGGGGUGGAGAGCAUUGUGGAGGUGGACUGGAAAAACCCAGAGCUGCGUUCCUUCAGCCCUCCCGAGGAGAAGGAUGUUGAAGCCUCUCCUGUGCAGGAUGGAGGGAGGGGGGACGUUCCCUACCAUCCUCCAGAGAUCACAACCCUGUACUCGGUGUCUGCUCGGCUGGAGCCUCUCUUCCUUGAUGCAAACAAGAGGAAAGGAGCAACGAUGCACCCGGCCGAAGUGAGGAGCAUCAUCACGGAAUACGUGAAGAAAAAUGAGCUGGUGGCCGAAAAUAACAAGAAUUAUGUGACAAUAAAUCCCACUCUAUGUGACUGUCUGCUGGAGAAAUCCGAGUACCAGGAGGUCGAGUCUCUCAAGUGGGACGAUCUUUUUACCAGGACUUUGGGAAGAAUGCAGGAGUGCUAUCAGGUUGUGUACCCUGGACAAGCCCCUGUGAUCAAGAAAGGACACAUCGAGCCGAUUGACAUCUCCGUAGCCUCCAGAGGAUCCAACAAGAAGGUGACUCUUGUGAAGAACCUGGAGGCGUACGGUGUGGAUCCAGCAGCCGUGGCUGCAACUCUGCAGCACCGAGUUCAGGCCAGCUCCGUCUUGCAGCCUGUUCCUGGAUCCAGAGACCGAGUCUCCGUCCAGAUCCAAGGAAACCAGAUUCAUCAAGUCGGCAGCCUGCUGCUGGAUCAUUAUCAAAUUCCUCGCAAGUACAUCCAAGGACUGGACAAAGCUCCGAAAAGCGGCAAGAAGAAGUAGUCGAUCGUCAUCCUGCUGUUCCAGCUGUUUUCUGUCAAUAAAGCUAUUUUGCUGUGUGCAAACAACAGCUCAUUCAUAAAAAUAAAGUCCUCUUCUGGAGGUUGAUGAAUGAAACUAUAAGUGUUU
Messenger RNA from Salarias fasciatus (jewelled blenny), 2081 nucleotides. RefSeq names its product eukaryotic translation initiation factor 2D (gene eif2d). Gene Ontology annotation, biological process: translational initiation; formation of translation preinitiation complex. The transcript has 15 exons. The record is from RefSeq and is a predicted model, not a curated record. The coding region runs from base 171 to 1955 and encodes 594 amino acids. Lineage: Eukaryota; Metazoa; Chordata; Actinopteri; Blenniiformes; Blenniidae. Gene Ontology annotation, molecular function: translation initiation factor activity; RNA binding.